Bursaphelenchus xylophilus (pine wood nematode) is the source of this 1648-nucleotide messenger RNA. NCBI's taxonomy places the organism in Eukaryota, Metazoa, Nematoda, Chromadorea, Rhabditida, Aphelenchoididae. The record is from the annotation of a GenBank genome assembly.
AUGACUCAAAAUGCAAAAACGAAGACUCCCAAAUUCAAGGUAAGGGAAAUUAAAAUUUUUUGUUUGAUUUUAGAGAGAAGGAAGUAUUGAGAAUGUAUUUUAGUUGAUUAUUCGCCGACUGCCUCGAGAAUUGACCGAAGAAGACCUAAAGGAACAACUCAGCCCUCUCGAUGAUCAUGAAGCCUUCUGGUUUCGCCCUUCGAACAAAGAUUUGAUGCCAUGGGCUUUCUCCAGAGCCUACAUUGUCUUCAAUGACAUCGAAAAGGCGCAAGAAUUCAAGAAUAAAUUCCAUGGAUACGUCUUUGUUGAUAAAAUGGGUGAGAUCAGGUUGAAAUUUUUUUGAAUUUUUUGGUGAAAGCUUGAGAUUUAGAGAGAAUGGAGGGCAUGCUUGCUUUUAGAGUCAAUUGACCGAUGUUAUUAUUGGGGUUACCACGAGAAAUUGUCAAUUUCCCACCUGUUUUGCCAUGUAUAAUAUAUUUUUUUUAUUUUUUGCAGGUUUCGAAUCAAAAGCUAUUGUUGAGAUGGCCUUUCAUCAAGAAGUACCAAGCUCUUUCCCUCAAGACGCCAUGACAUCGGACAAACGAACGAAUACGUUGGAAUCUCGCCCAGAUUAUCAAGAAUUUCUCGCCGUCUAUGAGACCACAACUGUAGUGAAAAAAGUCACUGAUUUUGAUGAACUGAUCAAAGAAGUUGAGAAUAAAGAGAAGUUGUUAGAGGCAGGGCAGAUCCAACAAACUCCAUUGACCGAUUUCAUGAUCAAACAACAUCUGGAAAAGGUGGGAUUACUGUAUUUUUUGUGAUUUGUUUUUAGGAAAAGAAAAGGAGAGCCAGAAGAGAGAAGCAUAGCCCGUAUGCAGCGAUUGAGGAGGAGAAGAAGCCAGAGACAACUAAAAGUAAGUGGAAUUUAAAUUAGGGCGGAUAGUGUAGGAUGAAAAAUUUUGGAGAAGAUUUUUAUAUUAGACUUGAUGAAUAAGAUGAAAAUAAAAUUUUUUUAUUUUUUUUAGAGACACGAGCCGAAGCAUGGAAAGAGAAGAAAGAAAAGGAAAGAAAGGAGCCCAGAAAGGACCGAGAGGAAAAGGAACGUCCGGUAAAGACACCUGAGGACAAGGAGAAGGUCAAAAAAGGUUAGAAUUUUGAUUUUUUGAAUGAAUUUAGGUCUUGUACGUCUCAAAAAAUAAGGAGUAGAUAGGAUUUGGAUGGUUUGUAUAGCUAGUAAUUUAAUUUCAGACAAGCCAGAGCCCAGGGAGAAGGUGAAACAUGAAAAAGAACGGAAAAAUAGAAGAAAAGAGAAGGACGGCAACGAAAAAGAAGACAGAAAGCCGAUCAAGCUCUUAACGAAGGACAAGAAUAACGAGGAUGUCAUCACGGAAGUGCAGAAGGUCCCCGUGGAUGAGAAAGAACGUCUCCCAUCGGCUUUGGUUCCAGAUCCAUCGGUCGUUGGCGAAAGAACAGCCAAAAGUGGAGAGCCGAAAGAGAAAAAGGAACGGCCAAGAAGACCGGUGAGUAUUUUGAGUUUUUUACCUUGAAAUUUAGAAAGAAUCUGAAUUGAAGAUGUCAUGGAUAACAUUAAAAAUUUUAGCAUCGACCCGAACGUGAAGUCUAUCGUCCGGCUCGUGCUCGGCAAAACAAAGAGAAGCCCCAAGAGUAG